UUCCAACCCUGUCAGCCUAAAUGGGGCCCUGUUGUACAUCUUCUUGAAGGACACUCGGACUAUGUUCGCUGUUGUGCCUUCUCGGGCGAUGGACAGCAUUUGGUUUCUGGCUCUGACGACGGUUCCAUAUGCACUUGGAACACAGCAACAGGAAAAAUGCAACACAAGAUCUCAGCUUUCAACCACUAUGUGUAUCUUAUCGCUUUGUCUUCCAAGGGACUUCUGGCUGCAUCAGAUGGCAGAAACCUCAAGAUUUGGAAUACCAACACAAAUACGCUCGUGGAGAUACCCGAUGGUAUAAAUUUAUUGGGAACUAGCCGUCAAGUAGAUGACUUGGCUUUUUCACCUGACGGAAGCUUGCUAGCAGUGGCAUCAUCCGCCCGGGAGAUUUAUAUAUGGGACUGCAAGUCCGCCACAACGAUGGCCAUUCUUAGCGGCCAUACAGAUGAAAUCUGUGGGCUUUCAUUUUCUCAUGAUGGCUUAUUUCUAGCAUCCAGUUCGAGAGAUCGAACAGCCAGAAUAUGGACCGGACCUUGGGAGGGCCAUGAUAAAAAGCCAUUGUUGACAUUAACGGAACACUCUGGGGCUGUGUUUGGUCUGUCAUUUUCCCCGUCUCAAAAGCUCCUCGCUACUUGUUCGGAAGAUGGCCUAAUCUGUCUUUGGGAAGGGAAAACUGGCAUCCUUCGGCGGGAAAUUCGUGGCCAUGAAGAUUUCAUCAGAUGCAUCAACUUCUCACAAGAUUCCAAAGCCCUCGUUUCGACAUCUGAUGACGAAACUGUACGAGUGUGGGACGCAUAUGAUGAGAACAGAUCACUUACACUGAGGGGCCAUGAAAGUUGGGUGAGAUGCGCAAUAUUUUCGCCAGAUGGGCAGUUUGUUGUAUCUUGUUCUGACGACAGGACGUUACGUGUGUGGGAUCUCACAGCUACGAUCAAAGAUGAAGAUGAGGAAGAGGUGGUCAGUAGUCAAGUACUCCAAGGACAUGAUGACUACGUCAUGUGUGCCACAUUCUCCCCUGAUGGCAAAUACCUCGUGUCUGGUGCAAAUAAUGGCCAGAUAUUGCUAUGGGACUUCUCAAAGGCUCAUCAGAAGUUACCAUUGACAUAUAAGGUCGUGCAAAACGCAGACUACGACCCAAUAUCUUCAUUGGCGCUGUAUAUAAUAACGGGUAUAGGCCCAAUCCUCAUUGAAGGCAUGAUGGACAAUAAAAAGGUCCAAAUCCAGCCUACAAGCUGGAGCCCUUUUGGCUUCAGUUCUGGCUGGUUUGAUGAAUCGGAUGACCCUGAAGAGAGAUGGAUCACCUGGAUGGGGAAAAAGUUGAUUCUUCUGCCAAAAAUACAUCGCCCAACUUGGACAACCGCUCAUGGGCACACUGUUAUAAUUGGAUGUCAAUCGGGACGAUUACUAUACUUCAAGUUUAAGGAAGAUGCAGACUUUCGAGAUCAUUUCGGAUCUCAGUAG
This is a messenger RNA of Trichoderma harzianum CBS 226.95, 1461 nucleotides long. RefSeq lists its product as hypothetical. Gene Ontology annotation, molecular function: protein binding. The record is from RefSeq and is a predicted model, not a curated record. The annotation marks the transcript as partial. The transcript is spliced from 4 exons. NCBI's taxonomy places the organism in Eukaryota, Fungi, Ascomycota, Sordariomycetes, Hypocreales, Hypocreaceae.